AGGGGACUCACGUGGACGCGACGCUCUUAAAACCUAUAGCUCCUGACUUUUCCUCAACUUCCAUUUUUUUGGGGUACCACUUCCUCCCUUCUCGCCUUAGUUGGGACUAUUUAACCCACUUUACUGCAAUUCGGCGCAUCCGCAUGCACGUCCUCGACUCCACCUGCCUUGUGCGUUCAGUGCGCUAAAGAAUGAGACGAGGUGACCCGGCGAUCCAUCUGGUACCUGUCCAUGGUGCUGAAACGGCUUCUUGAGUUCUUUUUUUUUUUCUUUUUAGCCCGCUCCAGGCGUGAAAUCGUAAAGAGGGUGUGAUCGAAGAAAUCCAAUUGGACGCCCGAACUGGAUGGACGACGCCAGGGACUACUUAUAGGAUUUCAUAUUAUUAUAUGAUAAGAAGAAAAACACUUUUUUUUCCCGAACGCGAGGACAUUUUCUUGGACCACAUUGAAGAAAAAUAAACUUGUCUCAAUUACCAAAUGGUAGUUUGAGGAGCAACCCCCGUACACCACCCCGGUCAAGACAAUGGAGGGGUCCGCUAACGGCUCCAGUUUCGGCAUCGACUCGCUGCUCUCCCACAGGCCCGGAAGUCCGCUGUCCAAGGGGGACAGCCUGGCCGGAGAGUGCCGCUCUCCCCUGGAGUUCAGCCCGAGAUCCGACGCGGAAAGCGUCUGCUCGUCGCCGCCCUCGCCCAGGAGGGAGUGCGCCGACGAGCUGGCCCCGAGGCAGGGACACGGCGGCGUCGGCCUGCCGCCUCACCUGCAACACGGCCCCGCCGGGAUCUCGGCCGGGUCCCAGCAGAGGACCAUGACCUCGUCCUUCCUUAUCAGAGACAUUUUGGCGGACUGUAAGCCUCUGGCCGCCUGCGCGCCUUACUCCAGUAACGGACAACCCACGCAAGAAGCCGGCAGACUGGUCGCCAAAAUUGCCGACGACUUUAUGGAGAAAAUUCACAGUAACUCGUCGUCGGACAGCGAAUAUAAAGUGAAAGAGGAGGGAGACAGGGAGAUCUCCAGUAGCAGAGACAGCCCCCAAGUCCGGCUCAAGAAGCCCCGAAAGGCUAGGACGGCCUUCACGGACCACCAAUUGGCGCAACUGGAGCGCAGCUUUGAGCGCCAAAAGUACCUGAGCGUCCAGGACCGGAUGGAGCUGGCCGCCUCGCUCAACCUCACAGACACGCAAGUCAAGACUUGGUACCAGAACCGAAGGACCAAAUGGAAGCGUCAGACGGCGGUGGGACUGGAACUCUUGGCCGAGGCUGGCAACUACUCGGCCCUGCAAAGGAUGUUCCCGUCGCCAUACUUCUACCCGCAGAGCCUGGUGUCCAACCUGGACCCGGGGGCGGCGCUCUACCUGUACAGGGGCCCGUCAGCGCCGCCGCCCAGUUUGCAGAGGCCCCUGGUGCCCCGCAUCUUGCUGCACGGCUUGCAGGGAGGCAGCGAGCCGCCGCCUCUGCCCCCUAUGUCCGGUGUGCUCUCCCGGCCGAGCCAGCAGCGGUGAGCCGGACUUCCGGAUAGAACCGGAAUAAAAACGAAAGACACGGGAAACGAAAAAUAUUAUUGAGGGGGGGGGAAAAAAAUCGAACUUUUUUGGUGCGAAUCAGAGACGAACGUACAAGAGGGAACUUUUCACUCCUCCUUUUUGAGGGAUUUUAUUUAUGGCUUAUUUAUAUUUCCGUAUCAAUCAAAGGCUCUAAGUUAUGUAUUUAUUUCGAUUCAUCUGGUAUUUUUAAAUAUGUUCUCGUCGUUCCAUGCUGUUGCGGUUGCUUUUUACCAUAAUGAUUUUGUUAUAUGGCGACGACGCUACAAGUGCAUCUUUUUAACGAUCCAAAAAUUUGCUUUCUUGUAAAUUAUUAUUUUUGACUUGACCUGUAAAAAUCUGUAAAUAAGAAUAUUUUACAUCGGACAGAGGAGACUUUUUUUUCUUUUCUUAAAUCUAUUGUGUCUUUUUCACACCACGGUGAUGCAGUUGAUCAUAUAGGCUAGAUUAGCCCAUCCAAAAAAAUAAUUUACAGGUGUUCCCUUAUAUGGAAAUCAAUAUAUUCCAAAUGUGAUCUUUUAUAGCUGGAGUUUUUGAUUGAUGCAAAAUGCCAAUUCAUUUAAUGACAAUUUUUGCCUAUAUCACACCAGUUAAUAUUUUAUUUGCUCUUGUUUUUUUUUUUUUUUAAAUGAGCCCUUCCAACAAAACCCCCCCUGGUGCACCUGCUGCAGGUUCAAGCAGCCUGUUGAUUGCUUUCGAUGUAUUUGAACAGAGGUUGUGAUUUUUCAAAAAUGAAUUUAUGUUAGUUUAUAUGAAGCUGUAAUAACUGUUCUCCUCUCUUUUGGUGAAAAAAAAAAAGUAACAUUACAGAUGCAAGCUUGUGGAGUGGUUCUCGUUUCUCUUUCGUUCCUCGAGUUCAUUUUUGGUGAAAUUUACAGCAAGCGGCAUAGGAGGGGCGAGUUGAUGUAAACAAAACAAAUACUUUUAUAAAUGUGGAAAUAAAAGUCUUUUGAUUUAA
Molecule: messenger RNA, 2494 nt
Organism: Syngnathus acus (greater pipefish)
Lineage: Eukaryota; Metazoa; Chordata; Actinopteri; Syngnathiformes; Syngnathidae
Gene: barhl1b
Product: BarH-like homeobox 1b
Exons: 3
Coding region: 523-1497 (324 amino acids)
Biological process (GO): regulation of transcription by RNA polymerase II
Cellular component (GO): nucleus
Molecular function (GO): DNA-binding transcription factor activity, RNA polymerase II-specific; RNA polymerase II transcription regulatory region sequence-specific DNA binding
Source: RefSeq, a predicted model, not a curated record